AUGGAGUGGGAAAAAACCGCAGCUCUAGACUGGAACCUACCGGCAUAUGGCCGGAUUGAUAGCAAACGGCCCCUUUCCACCAUUUCGGAUGAGGCGGCGACCACUCCAGACCUGAUCUCAACAACACCACCGCCAUCACCACCCUUGCCAAAUGAGAAUGCCACUCACGACAAUGCCCCUUUUCCACUUCCUUCUCGGCUCCCUUUCCCCACGAGGCAGUCUGUCAUCAGUGGGAAACAGCGGAUGAUUGAGCAGCGAGCUGCGCCAGAGACAGAUGAUCCCCAGGACAAUCCAGCCAAGCGACGAUGGCGACAAGGUCAAGCAGCAGAUGCCGUUGUUCGUCUGCCCGAGGAGGCAGUCAACACCAGAUUCAUUCAUCGAAAUGACGCCACCUCAAAUGCAUUAGUCAAAUCCCUAGCUGACGGUAAGGAGCGAGGAAGGGUUCUCGAGCGCAUCGCCCAGGCGACAGACACCCACAUCGUGCCGGGCUUCAGCGGUGGUCGAGUUCUGCUUAUCUGGGGAACUGCUGCACAAGUCGCUCAAGCGAAAGCAAUCAUCUCGAAGAUGAUUGAACAAAUUUUCUGUCGAGUUGAUGGCCGGCGACGAUGGAGCAAGAUCCAUCCUGAGUAUGUUGAGGACCUCGAAAAGAUCCUCUUAGAACGGGCGAUCAAGACCCAUCUGGCUUCGCUGCGCGAACAACCUGCCACAGAUUCUCCUGAAUCUCCGACGGUGUUUAAUUGGCCCAAUGAUGGCCCGACAAUUCAGGAAGGUCUUGGGAACUACCUGGAGAAACUUGACUCCAUUAGAGAGGAGUUCCAAGUGCACAUUUACAUGGAAGAGGCCUCUGCAGACAAGAUUUGCAUUUCUGCAACAGUGGACACUGACAUGGAGCAGAUCCUUGCUCGCCUUCAGGAUUUGUGGAAAUCAACUGUGGCGAAACUUGACACCCGUAUAAAAGCCUACAUACUCGAGCCACCUUCAAUAGACACUAUGCGAGAAAAAGUGGUUUUGGUGAAGAGUGGUAGGUUGGCGCUGCCAUUACUUCAAAUAAGUCAGCAACACCUUCUCCACGAAUCACCUCAGCCACAGUGUGUUGACAUCGAUGUAAUUCGGAAGAAGAACAACGAGCUCCUGCUAAGCAGUUUCCGGAACGCGUUCUCGAAAGCCGACCUUUUUGCCGGUCAUCUGCGGAUGCGUGUUCACUUUGGGUCUUUUGUUAUGGAUAGGUAUCGAGAGCCUGGCGGUGGCCAAAAGGCGUUCGGCCUUGACGAAUUUCGUGAUAUGAUUCUUCUUGACCGAGCUAGAGGACGUUUAGUACCGGGAUUGAAAAUCAGCGGCGAAGAGCUGAUUUCUCGAUGCAUGAGCGCUACCUCUCUUUUCCAACCCGUGAAUACUUCAUACACCCUUUCAGAGAUCAAGGACAUCAUGCCGACCUAUGCAGCAAGGUUUGAGUUCUCGGGAGUCACCAAUUCCCUAUUUUGCCUGGAGGUAGAUUUCAGACGACGUAGCACCGAAAUUGAAAAGGGUUGCCAUCGAUGGUUCAACGUCCAUGAUGAAGACAAUGGACAAAUGCGCCGAUUGCCUCUGCAAGUUGGUGUUAUGAAUUUUUUACGCUCGGACUGGCAAGGGGACAUUGAAAUCUUCGAGCCGCUGCACAAUGAUCAGACAAAUGAAAAGUUAGUGAAUUUUCUCCACUCCAUCAGGUUUAAUAACCGCCCGAAAAUGCACGGCAUGGCUACCAAGCCUCAGAAAAAAGUAAUGUGUGCCCCAGUCGCACCACUGUCCGGCUAUACCGAGAAAUCCGCAAUCCAGUUGCUGGUCAAGGGCACGAAGUAUGUGUUUGAAAUGGCUCGUUUCGAUCGGUACACCCAGUCUCUAGGUGCCUGGAGCUCGACACCCACCGUUUCAUGGGGUGCUUCGUUGUUUGACCCUAGCUGGGAUGCUGCCUUGGGCGCCGAUAUCAAGUCAUAUGCAACGGACCCGAAGUACACAGCCAACCAGUUAGGACCUUUCGAGUGUUUCUUUCCUCCGCAAAAUGCCCCAGUCACCGAAGGCGACAACAAGGGAUUCUUGCAGUAUAUUGAAAUCGUCUACAAAAUCUCUGACCUUCUCGGGCUGAGCGAGGACGAAUUCGAGAAACUUACAGAGGACUCGAUCAAGCUCAGACUGGCGGAAUUGAUAGAUGUGGACCUUGGGAUGCUGUUUUAG
This is a messenger RNA of Penicillium odoratum, 2208 nucleotides long. RefSeq lists its product as uncharacterized. The coding region runs from base 1 to 2208 and encodes 735 amino acids. The transcript is spliced from 9 exons. NCBI's taxonomy places the organism in Eukaryota, Fungi, Ascomycota, Eurotiomycetes, Eurotiales, Aspergillaceae. The record is from RefSeq and is a predicted model, not a curated record.